Symbiodinium pilosum is the source of this 1368-nucleotide messenger RNA. The record is from the annotation of a GenBank genome assembly. NCBI's taxonomy places the organism in Eukaryota, Dinophyceae, Suessiales, Symbiodiniaceae.
AUGCCAGCAGCAAAGCUGCCCCUGGCCCUGCAGCUAAAGGCAGUGGAGACGGUUUUAAAGAACAACUACAGAUUCCUGUCCUGGCUUGUGUGGUGGAUCCUGAUGUUCGAGAUCUUAAGUGGCUUCGGAGUUCUGGUCAUCCCAUUCUUGAUGAAUGAGUAUAUCUACAUAGGCGGGCUCCUGCUUCUAGUCCUCAUGAAGCUGCUUCAGAAGACGCCGCUCUGCAUGCUCAUAAAGCAGCCUGCCCUCCUGGCGGCCAGCAUCCACAGAUCCAUGUUCGGGCUGUCUCAAGGGAAAGUGAAGACUGGGCUACGAUGUGCUUGGGAAGGAGCCUUCCGGGUGCUGCUCUCCAGCUUGGCCUUCCUGUCCUUGUGCCUUCAGUGGAGCACUCUAUCCCUGAUGUGUGAUGAGCUACCCUCGCAGUCAGAAGCAGAAGUUGCCCAGGCAUCAGGCUGCAUACUUCCCACCUGCCACACAAGUGCAGGCCGAGAAGCUCUGAUUGCUGCAGAAUACGGCAGUGGAACAAAUGCCUGCAUCAUCAAGCUCCAGGCAUGUCACUGCACCCAGUGGGCCGGAAUCCACACCAACCUCUGCUACAGUGUAGGGCCCAUCUUCUGCUCAACCACCUUGGAUGGGGCGCCACACGUGCUGCAGCGGGUGAAUGUGGUCCUCUGUGCUGUAGUGGCGCCGCCCGUGUGGCUUUCACUGUACUUAUGCCUGCUUGCCAGGAAUCUCGACACCGACCGUCUGCGCUCCCAGAUCCAAGCAGAGAGGCAGAAGAUGACUUCCACAGCUUCGGGAAGUGCCGGUUGCAUGUCGAAGGCCUGGAUCAUCUUGGACAUAGGCUUCUUGGCUCUCGACGUAUUGCUCGACAUCAGCUGUUUAUCCACCUUGGUGCAAAGCAAGCAGUAUGUUCCGGCGGCUUGUCAGGCUACUGUGCUUCUUCUCAGUCUAGCGCAGCAGCUGCGAUUUGGAGUCUGCGCCGUCGGCUCUGCAAUCAGGGAGUCCCUUCGAGUGGGAUACCAGACAGAUAUUCUCCUCCGGAUCACGCAGUCUGAGAAGCUGACAGAGAGUUUCUUGUCCCUUCUCAUCCAAGGCGCAGCGAUUACUACCCUGAGCAAUGCAGCCGCGACUCAGUUCAACAUCAGCAUGUUCAUCAGCAUGCUCGGAAUUGUCAAGGCCAUCUACAAGCAGGUGCACCUUGACCUCGCUGGCCUCGACACGGAAGCAGAUACGACUCAUUGCUUUUCAUGUCACAGAGACGCAGUUUCCCCAUUUCGGGCUGAAGGUCAGCAAGGUCCUUCAGCCAAGCCCCCUCAGUCCCCAGCACCCUCGGUCUGGCGCAACUUGUAUGGCAGAGCCCAUUAG